CAGUACUAUAUAUCCGACCUCCCGCUCCUCUCACCUGUUACUAGUCGUCGAGUGACUUUUCGCUGUGUUUCCGCCUUUAAGAAAUAUUAAUUAUUAUUAAAGAAAACUAUGUUACAACAACGAUUUGCCAUGGAGGCUUUCACACACGCUGAUAUUUCGUCCUUGUUACGACUUUUGGACAACAUUGACAGCCACUGAGUUAUCAUGGGGUGGUGGUGGUGCUGCUGUAGGAGGACCAGUGAGGCUUCCGAAGAGGACCAAAGGGAGCCGCUGGCGGUUCCCUCCCCCACUGAAACCAGCCGUGAAGAGAGCCCGGAAGUUGAAGUUGACAGGGAAAUGGGUCAGACAGUCAGCCAGGUCGGGAAGAAACUCUUCCCCUCGAAGGAAUCUCCCCCAAAGGCAGAGGCUACUGUUGUAGUUGAAGUCAACGAAGCUGAUUCGGUUGCCGUUCCCAGAAGCCCAGUGUCAUCCUCCCCGAAAUACCCCCUUGCCACACCCCGCCAACCUCUCCGGCAAACCUCCGUAACACGAAAAUCCUCAGAAGCCUCGAUCUCAGAAACCCCGGCUAAGAGGUUUAAGGGAGACACGACAUACUUGAACUUUCCCUUCUUGUUGGAUGAGAAAACCAUUGAUUAUGUUCAGAACAAUAAAGUUAUGUUUAUCAUGAAGGGCUUGCCAGGAUCAGGCAAAUCCACCAUUGUCAAAGCUAUUCAGGAGGUUUACAAGGACUCAGUCGUGUGCUCAGCAGAUUUUUACUUCAUGAGAAGCGGAAAGUACAAAUUCCGACCAGAUAAGCUCAAGGACGCACACCAGGCUUGUCAGAACAAGGCCACAGCCACGGCAAGUAGAGGCAUGAACGUCAUAAUCAUCGACAACACAAAUGUCCGCAACUGGGAGAUGAAGUUCUACUUGACCCUGGCCAGGGAAUACCAUUAUGUACCUGUGAUAGUGGAACCGCAGACUCCGUGGUGUAGGGAUGCCCACGAGCUGGCCACGAGAAAUUCUCACGGGGUGGACGAAAGCAUCAUUGAGCAAAAGGUUAAGGGUUACCAAGAAGUUCUUCCUCUGUACUUUGGUUGGUUCUUUAAUGAAACAGAUUCCGUCUCUGUUUUGAAAAUCACAAAUGAAUGGCUAAAACACUGCCUGCAAGUUCAAGAUUUCUUCUCAGACCUCUCGGCAGAAACUGGAUUGUCAUCGAGAGAAGAACUCCUGAAAUACUUUAACCGAUCUUCCUUUGUUGAUGGGGGACCCACCUUACAUGCAACAGCAAAGUUCACAGCAAGAGGAAAGGCAGAAAAUGCAAUGGAAUAUAUAAAUAACCCCAUUGUAAAAACUGCACAAGGCAAAGCCUUUUCUGUCGACAUCAUUGGCUAUGUGAUCACACCAUUCACGAUAGGAGCCAGAAUCAAACUGACACCCAGCAUGCUCCAGUUGUGGGGAAAUGAUGAUGAGGAAGCCAUGCCUGAGAAUUUGGCCGGUAACGAAGCCAAAAAGGCACACAAGCAGCACCGAGAUUCUGAAAAGCUGGAUGCAAACGAGAACUCUGAUAGCGUGGGUGACCUGAGUGUCUUGAUCUCAGAGAGCUGCCAGAACACUGUGAUUGCUGUUCCUCAGGAUCUGACAGACAGGUUCUGUCCAUCAGUGGGGAAGGGAAGCCGUGCACAUAUUACCCUAGGCUGUGCACCAGGAGUGAAACCCGUGAGAACAGGAUUUGACAUGAUAAGUGCAGUAGCCUUUGAACGGAAGGCCAAGGAGAGGGGGGACUUUGGUGUAUCCAAUCCCAGUGAGAAGAGUUUCAUUGUGCCUGGCGGUGUGCUCAGAACUUACGGAGAAUGUUGUUGGAUUAUUUACCCAGAAAACAAGUUGGUUGUGAGUGCCAUAUUUUCAUCAUACAAUUAGAAAUGAAGGCAGUGCAGGUUCUUUGGAAGAAAAGCUUUUCCUGUGAUGUUUUUUACUUUAUUUUGUACAAAUUCAUUUGUACUGAAUAUAGAAUUUACGCAUGCAAACACACAAGUAUAUUCAUUCAUUUGUAUAUGCAUAAAACUGAAUUAAUAAGAAAUGUAGAUAUGAAAUGGUUAUAUAUAAUUAUUUAUAUAGCUCUACCAGUUUUGCUGUUUUUAUAUAUAGCGAUGUAUUAUUUUAUAUGUUAUAUUUUAUUAACCAGUUCAUAGUAAGAAUGUCAUAAAUCUUUCCUUCUUGAUAUAACAAGAAAUGAAUUCCUUAAAAUCAUAAAAUUCAGUUCAAAUCUUAGUAUAUUUGUUUAAAUAAAUUAAUUUAUUUUUCACAUCUACUUAAGCUCUUGAAGAACAAAAACAGUUUGAAUGAAAAUUCAGAAAAGACAUAUUAGGUAACAUGAUGAAAAUGUGCAAUAUGGUUAGAUGUAUAUAAUUUGUGCCCUUGCUCUGUGUGUGUGUGUGUGCAUGUGCGUGUGCGUUUGAGUGAGGGAGGAAGAGAGGGAGAAAGGGACAGGGACAGGGAGUGAGGGACAGGCAGAGAGAGAGUAAGUGAGCGAGUGAGUGAGUGAGAGUAAGAGGGAGAGUGUGAUACUAAUGACUGGUUUUCUUGUCUGGUCACGGUAAAAUCUUUUUAAGCCAUUUAUAAAACAUCCACCUUACCUUAUGGAAUUUGGAGUAAUCUGGGGAUCCUUCCUUCAAAAGAUUGAUAAUUAAAUAGUGAUAAAGUUUUUUAAUCCUCAAUCCUCAAGUCUUUCACAUGUAAGGUGAAACUAAAAACACUGUACUUCGUUAGUGUUUAUAGAGAGAUGUUGUGAUAGGAAAGUUAAAUCUGCCUGGCAUGAAAUAUCAUUAUUAAUGUAUCGGAGACAUAGGCAAGCACUUACUAGCACUAUAUAUCUUCAUGUUAAGCAUUUUCAGUGGCUACAAGUGGAAUGUUCUUGAUAGCACAAAGAUCAUUGAGCUACUGUGAUUAUUUUGAACUCUACUAGUCUUGUAUGUAAGUCUCAUGUUAAUUCAGUUAUGGUUUGUUGUAAAAUAGGAAUUCAGACAAACAGUUUUUCUCAUACCCCUUAUCUUCUUCUGCCUCCUUCUCUUCUUCUCCCUCCUCCUCCUCCUCCUCCUCCUCCUCCUCCUCCUCCUCCUCCUCUUCCUCCUUCUCUUCCUCCUC
This is a messenger RNA of Penaeus indicus, 3123 nucleotides long. RefSeq names its product 2',3'-cyclic-nucleotide 3'-phosphodiesterase-like. The record is from RefSeq and is a predicted model, not a curated record. NCBI's taxonomy places the organism in Eukaryota, Metazoa, Arthropoda, Malacostraca, Decapoda, Penaeidae. The transcript has 7 exons. Gene Ontology annotation, biological process: cyclic nucleotide catabolic process. Gene Ontology annotation, cellular component: cytoplasm; membrane. Bases 205 to 1899 code for a protein of 564 amino acids. Gene Ontology annotation, molecular function: 2',3'-cyclic-nucleotide 3'-phosphodiesterase activity.